Linum trigynum is the source of this 2736-nucleotide messenger RNA. The record is from the annotation of a GenBank genome assembly. NCBI's taxonomy places the organism in Eukaryota, Viridiplantae, Streptophyta, Magnoliopsida, Malpighiales, Linaceae.
UACACCAAGACCAAACACUCUCUUCUUCUCCCCAUCAAGAAGAUCAGAGGAUUCCCGUUAGUGGACUAAGGAGGCUUGGUUGAGGAAGAUCAUGUUGCAUCCAGGGUCGUGCUCUUAGAAGUAUCGCCCGGCCAAAGUUCGUCUUUCAGAUUCCGCAUCAAGAUCCGGACGGUCUACAUCGUGAAAUCAGGUAACUCUAUCAACCUUUGAUAAUCUGACAAGAUGAUGGAUUCCGGGGAAUUACAUAGGCUAAAGUUUAAUUCCAACAAAAAACCUCAUAUAUGAUAAUUUUUCAAAAUCUUCAUUUUCCUUGUAAGCCCUAGUGUGUUACAUGGCCCACCUAGCCACCUCUCUUCUUGAUCAUGGUCAUGGUCAUGGUCAUGGAUGCCGCCUUUCUUUCUUCUCGCUCUCUUUUGCUGCUUUCCCCGACCCACCGAACCUCUCGCUAGCCCCCGGCUCUUCCCUUUCUGAUAAUUAUUUGCUUUUUUUACGUUUCUUCAUUUGUUUUAAAUAACUUAUCGGCUUCUAUUAACGAAAUGAAAACAGAAACUAUAAAAGAAAAAAAUGAUGAAACAAGUUGAUGACUAAUUACUAUUAUUUGGCGUCAACAAAAAACCAGAUCAGAAACCACCUUUGGCUUGUAUAAAGAAAAAAACAACAGAACUCGAAAGGAGGAGAAGGAACCAUAAUCGUUGUUCCCUAAUACAAAUAGUAAUAAAUAAAAGUUAUUAUAGCAAAAAGCAAGCCUUCAAAAGGAGACUCUGUAAGGUGAGAACAAUGAGAAGGAGAAAUUUGAAACCCAAGAAGCCCCCCAGCUCGGUCUCCCAAGUUUUGAAUUUCUCUUCUCCUUCAUUUCACAUCGAACGGUUCUUCUUUUGUGGAUUGAAAAAUAAAGGAGCACCGCCACCAAGCCGUGCUCAUCGUAGGACGCAAAGCGAUUCAGGUGCCUUUCUAUUCGUUCAGGUUUCAUGCUUGUUCAUCGCUAAAGAAGUUUUGUGUCCUUUAGAGUUUUUUUUUUUAAUCAUGAAUUUCCAUAAAUGAAACAAAAACUUGGAAGUGGGAUCUCCAUUUUUAUAUUUAUCUUUGUGGGCAUGAAAGUGGUGAAAAGAAUCUAACCCAGAAGCUAUAACAUAAAUGAGAAUUACCCCGAUCAAAAAUCUUAAAUUUUUAUUUAUGUAUUUAUCGAAGCGUUACGAGUCAUUCAAAAAUAACAUAAAUGAGAAUUACCCCAGAAGCCAUAACAUAAAUGAGAAUUACCCCGAUCAAAAAUCUUAAAUUUUUAUUUAUGUAUUUAUCGAAGCGAGUCAUUCAAAAAUAUCAUUUACAACCUAUCAUUUUAAUGGAUGUAUUUCGUACAAGAUCGUAUAUGUUGACGAUUUCUUCUACAAAAACUUCAUUUUAUUUUGAAAUUCAGUUCAUUCUGAAAGAUUGUUUGGUAUUUGAUCAUUUGAUUUUUCUGUUUCCAUGGAAAACUACUACAAGCAUGGACUAGUACCGGUUGUAUGAGUAGGAACGAGAUAGGAUCAAAUUGAUUACAUUUGAAUUGAUUAAUUCCGGCCGCGGUGGUGGGUGACUGGGACACAUGUCUGUAUUGAAUAUUGAUGCUGAUUUGAUUUGAUUUGAUUACAGUAAUUGUGGAAAAUUCAAUUUCUUGCAGCUUUGAUUAGACAGGCAAUAGACCAAGAACCUCAGGGCCAGGGCGAACCCGAAUCAUAUAAAGGAGACCGAGGGGGCGGCGUCAAAAUGGCGGACUCACCACUAGCAUCAUCUCCUUCACCUUCCGCGUUCGACGGAACUGCUUCUCCCAUGGAAAGCCUUCUGGGUUUGCUCCGUAUCCGAAUCAAACGCGGGGUCAACCUCGCCGUCCGCGAUGUUCGCAGCAGCGACCCUUACUGCGUCGUCAGAAUGGGCAAACAGAAACUGAAGACUAGAGUUAUAAAGAAGGAUGUGAAUCCCGAGUGGAACGAAGAUUUAACUCUUUCUGUUACAGACCCAGAGCUUCCAGUCAAGCUGACUGUUUAUGACCACGACACAUUCACCUUAGAUGACAAAAUGGGGGAUGCGGAAUUCGACAUCAAACCUUUCAUGGAUGCAUUAAAGAUGAACGUGUCAGGCCUACCAAACGGCACCAUAAUCAACAAAAUGCACCCGGGCAGGCAAAACUGUUUGGCGGAUGAGACCUGCAUUACAUGUGUUGAUGGCAAAGUUGUCCAAGAUAUGUGCCUCAGAUUGAGAAACGUGGAAUGUGGUGAAGUUGAGCUCCAGUUACAGUGGAUUGACCUCCCCGGCUCAAAGGGCUUUUGAAAUGCACCAUAAACAGAAGAAGCAGAAGCAGUGGUCUGUUUCAGAGACUUGAAGCCGAGAUGGUCUGUCUAUCACCAGAAGCAUAUCUUUCUUUAUACACACACCAUGGUUGCGGUUGCUAGUAUCCUGUUGAUUUUGGCGAUGCAGGUUACACCACCAUAUUGUUCAUAGGUUGUGCUGUACCGAGCUGAAGAUCGAUCUCAUUAAUGGUCUUUUUCUUCCUCGUUUAAAUUGUGAUUGGUGUACCAAUUAGUCCAUACCUGGCGUAAUUAUAUGUCUUGGAUGUUCCUGUUAUUAUCAGUCAACUAGGAUUUGAACUUGGAAAGACAGAUGAUAUGUUGCAAACGGAAUUAUGUUUGAAGAAGCUGAAAAUGAUGGUGUUACAUGAAGAUUAUAUAUAUAUACAUAUACAUAUAAAGUGUAACCAUUUCA